AUGACAGCGUGUUCUGUAGAGGCGACUGUGAAGGAGGCGGUGGCGGUUGUCCUUGUUGCGGGCAUCGGCGGAUACCACAGGGGGUCCAUCGUCCGCAUGGCCGGGCGUGGUGGCCGGUCCAAGGUCGAACGGCUGAGGACCACCUCCCGGUAUAUAAAGGACGGCGCGCGCCGGACCUGCAUCACGGUAUCCAGCCGAGCUCAAUCAGACACCAUGAAGGCUUUCGUUUGCUCUUUCCUCGUGGUGCUGCUGGUGGCGGCCGUGUUCGCCCAGGAGAAGGCCAAGGAGACCCUGAAGGGCGCCGAGGCCUACUACGCCUACGCCGCCCCCUACGCCUACAGCGCCUUCGGCUACCCCGCCGUCAGCGCCUACUCCGCCUACCCCUACGCCGCCGCCGGCUACCCCUACUACUACCGCUGAACACGGACAUUACAGUGGGGAAGUCAUCGAUGUAAUAAACGGCUUUGCAACAAAUAAAAUUUGUACAUAGCAAAAUUAAA
This is a messenger RNA of Schistocerca nitens (vagrant locust), 500 nucleotides long. RefSeq lists its product as uncharacterized. Lineage: Eukaryota; Metazoa; Arthropoda; Insecta; Orthoptera; Acrididae. The record is from RefSeq and is a predicted model, not a curated record. Bases 1 to 420 code for a protein of 139 amino acids. The transcript has 2 exons.